AUGCCUUGCUACGACCUGGUCUCCAGCUCUGCCUCUGGCGUUGCCCACCCCCAGCCCCUCGCUGACAGCUGCAAUGAGCCAUGUGUCCGUCAGUGCCCUGAUACCACUACUGUGAUCCAGCCACCUCCAGUGGUCGUCACCUUCCCUGGCCCUAUCCUCAGCUCUUUCCCCCAGCAUUCAGCUGUGGGAUCCUCUGGAGCACCUGUGCUUGAGGGCUAUAGUGGCCUUGGAGGCUAUGGGGGCUAUGGGGCCCUGGGAGGCUAUGGAGGUCACUAUGGCUAUGGGGGCUAUGGCUCCCUGGGCUAUGGUGGUCUGUAUGGCUGUGGGGGUUCUCUGGGUUAUGGGGGUCUGCAUGGGUAUGGUAGACUCUAUGGAUCUGGCUACUCCAGCCCUUACUCCUACUGGCACAACAGGUACCUCCGUGGCAACUGUGGCUUCUGGUAA
This is a messenger RNA of Nestor notabilis (Kea), 444 nucleotides long. RefSeq names its product scale keratin-like. Gene Ontology annotation, cellular component: intermediate filament. Bases 1 to 444 code for a protein of 147 amino acids. NCBI's taxonomy places the organism in Eukaryota, Metazoa, Chordata, Aves, Psittaciformes, Psittacidae. The record is from RefSeq and is a predicted model, not a curated record. Gene Ontology annotation, molecular function: structural constituent of cytoskeleton. The transcript has a single exon.